CACAAGGUUAUAAGUUACUUACCAUUUACGAAGUUUGGCAUUUCACUGAAAUAGCUCAAUACGACCCGUGUACCAAAACAGGUGGGCUUUUUACAGAAUAUGUGAAUACUUUCUUGAAAGUCAAACAGGAAGCCAGUGGUUGGCCAGACUGGUGUGAAAAUGAAAAAGACAAACAAUUGUAUAUUAAGCAGUAUUUUGAUAAAGAAGGUAUUUUACUAGAUUAUGAUAAGAUUGAAGAAAAUCCUGGUCUGAGACUUUUAGCUAAAAUUAUUCUUAACUCUUUCUGGGGGAAAUUUGGACAACGUUCCAACCUUACGCAAACAACCUUUAUUGAUGAUCCAUCUCAAUUCAUUGAUAUGAUGACAUCUGACCAACAAGAAAUCAAGAACGUACGUUUUAUAAAUGAUGAAGCAGUCCAGUUAGACUGGGCAUAUAAUACUGAUUUCAUAGAAACAUCAGGUAGAACCAAUGUUGUUGUGGCUGCAUACACAACCGCUCAAGCCCGUUUGAAAUUGUACAGUUAUUUACAACCAUUAGGUGAAAGAGUUUUGUAUUGUGAUACCGAUUCUGUUGUGUUCACCUCUGUACAGGGUGAGUGGGAUCCUCCAUUAGGUGACUUCCUGGGAGAUUUAACGGAUGAAGUUCCAAACAAUCAAAUAACUAGAUUCAUCACCGGAGGGCCUAAGAACUACGCAUAUUGUUUAGAAAAGCCAAACAAAAAAGGUCAAUCUUCAAUUUGUAAAGUCAGGGGAAUUACGCUAAAUUUUAAGAAUUCACUGGACAUUAAUUUUGAUACACUGAAAGAUAUGGUAACGGGACAGAUGCAAAAUCAAUGCGUUAAAGUUGUAGACAGAAAUAAAAUCGUUAGAAACAGAGAAAUGUGUCACAUCAUAACAAAGACAGAAAUAAAAGACUAUAAAAUUGUGUUUGACAAGAGAGUGAUCUCUGAAAACUACAAUUCGUUCCCUUACGGUUAUUAAUAAUAUAUUGAAAAUCACAAUAUUAAGUUUAUUGUAGCACAGGAGUCUGAAAUUCUAUCAAUAAGCCACAGAAAGUCUAUCUUAAAAAAAAAACACCCCCCUCUAUAGACUCCUGUGAUUGUAGCGUAUUUACUUGAAAGUAUAUGCAUUGUAUUUAUGUAUUUUACAUUUGUUUCUUGCAUAUUCUAUGUUGUAAUAACUGUAAAUAAAAUACGUCUAAAGUCACAAAAUCUGGUUCUGCUUUUUAUGUU
This is a messenger RNA of Ruditapes philippinarum (Manila clam), 1231 nucleotides long. RefSeq lists its product as uncharacterized. The record is from RefSeq and is a predicted model, not a curated record. Gene Ontology annotation, biological process: DNA replication. Lineage: Eukaryota; Metazoa; Mollusca; Bivalvia; Venerida; Veneridae. Gene Ontology annotation, molecular function: DNA binding; nucleotide binding; DNA-directed DNA polymerase activity.